CACGCAAUAUCUGGCAAACGAAGCAGAAGUAGCGAGAGGAUUCGGAAUCCACCUGCCGAUCGAGUCGAAAAAGAUGAAUCCGCGCGCAAUUAUCUUGCUGAGCCUGGCGGCGGUAAUAUCGGCGGCGAACGAGCCGAUAGCCAUCAUCAGGCAGGAGCAGGAUAUCAGCCCGGACGGCAGCUACUUUACGCGGUGGGAGAGCGCCAACGGGAUCACCUUUGAGGAGCAGGGCGUACAGAAGAACCCCGGUCAGAAGGACAAGGAGGCCGAGGAGGUGCGCGGCUCAGCGGCGUGGACCGCGCCCGACGGCCAGAAGAUUAAUAUCGGAUGGUUGGCCGACGAGAACGGCGCCACGUUCCAAGGCGCUCAUCUGCCGACCCCGCCGCCCCCGCCGGAAAUUCCGCCUGUCAUCCAGCGCGCCCUCGACUGGAUAGCAGCCCAUCCCUACAAGGAGGAGAGAAACAGAGUGUAACCAAGCCAGCGACGCGCCUUAUCACGCGGACACGUCGGACGUUUUCACGUUCACGUCUCGUAUCGCGUCUACGUUUGCCUUGAUAUCUCAUGUAAAAAGAGUUUGUAUAAAAUUUCGGUGUACCGAAGGUAAAAGAAGGUUGUGGUGUGGUUUAAUAUCCGAAUAAUCCCCGUGAGCGUGACGUACUUGUGUUCGGCCGAUGAUCGAGUGUGCGAUACGCGGGACAGGGAGAGGGCUGAUCGAGAUAAUCAUGAUGGGAAAUGCGGCGGAUGCGAUAUCGGAACGUUGGAGCGAAGAUGAGUGGCGCGCUUUUUCACGUGGAUUCGUUAAUAUGGAUUCCAAUUUAUUUCAUGCGCGUUAUGAAACCAUUAAGGAAUAAUCGUCAUUAAUUAUAUCCUUGGAAAUAAUCAUUAAUAAUUAUAUCCUUGAGAAUAAUCAUUAUUAAUUAUAUCCUUGUAAAAUAUUGUAGUAUCGCGUUCACCUCGAUAUCGCAUAAGCGUUCCGAUGUAGCUCUGAACGAUUCCGUUUUAGAAUUGCGCCAUUUGCUGUUUAACGCGAUAAAAAAGUCUCCCUGAACGCUAUUGAAGAUAAAUAGCUGGCUGUCGACGACGCAGCCGCUUUUUGGACAGCUAAGCAAUUAAAGCGGUUGUUUGCCAUCUUGCGACGUGCGCUACCGCUUACCUCGCUCUUACUUUCUUAGAAAAUUUGAGAGAGAGUUAUUCCUAGAGCGAAAUUGCUUGACAUAAGAAUGACAAACUCGUCAAACUCGUUGGGUGUGGGCUCGUGGUUACACAGUAAUAGAAAAGUCGGGGUUAGAAAUGGUCACUGCCACGGAAGCGACAGACAAAUCGUUGCGUAAGCGAGUGAUAGCGAAAGUUCUCGCUGCCGCAUUGUCAACUAUACCGUCUACUCAGAACCGGAGAGGACGACGGUCCGAGGAAUGCGACAAUUAAGCUAAGGGUGCAGUAUACUUCAUGGAGAUCAAUCAUGAUGCCUUUGUUUAAGGCUUAUAAUUUAAGGCUUUAACACUAAGAUUAGUCUUCCCAAUAAUAGCCCCCUGAGAAAUCUUGCCAAAAAUAUUAAAAUUUUUUACUUUACAU
Molecule: messenger RNA, 1572 nt
Organism: Dinoponera quadriceps
Lineage: Eukaryota; Metazoa; Arthropoda; Insecta; Hymenoptera; Formicidae
Product: endocuticle structural glycoprotein SgAbd-8-like
Exons: 2
Coding region: 74-472 (132 amino acids)
Cellular component (GO): chitin-based extracellular matrix
Molecular function (GO): structural constituent of chitin-based larval cuticle
Source: RefSeq, a predicted model, not a curated record